CUGCUGACUUCAUAAAUGUUGUUAUUGAUCUGUGACCUAUGGGUAUUUCAACACAGAGGAUCAUUUGUCAAUAUUUUCUUUGUUGGCCCUCUUUGUUUUAUUAAUGUGAGACUUCCAGCUAAUAAUUUCUCCUCUUCUUUUAUUCCACCAGGAUGGGCAAAAGCUUCUGCAGCACUGCUGAUAAUUGGUUGUAUCCUGUUGAUCAUCUGUUUCAUCCUGUCCUUCCUUGCUCUUUGCAAGGAGCAGUCAGGUCUGCUGAGAGUGAUUGGUGUCAUCCUCUUUGUUGCUGUCCUCUUCCAGUUCAUCGCCCUCAUCGUAUACCCGGUCAAUUUCACCAAGACCCUCAUCCAAAAUGGCAACUAUGAAUACAGCUGGAGCUACGGCUUUGGCUGGGGUGCCACCAUCCUGAUGAUUGGCUGUGGCAUAUUCUUCUGCUGCCUCCCCAAGUACGAAGAUGAACUCUACGGUCAAGCUAAACCCAUCUACAUCUACGGCUGAGCCCUUGGAGUCAGCGGUGGCGAAGAUUUGACUCUGGUGCCUUGCACACAUGUACAUUCGCUGUUUCAAAAGGCCAGAGGAAUGACAAUGUUCCCUUUCUUUUUGAGAAACAAAAGAACCUGCACAUUUUAUUACACACAAGUACUGGAUUUGACAAUGUUCUUGUUUUUAAAUGUUACGGUAGUUUUUAUUUUAAAAGGUUUGGCUUUAAAUAGACUUGCUGGUGUUGGGGAUAGCAAGAGGUAAGAUUUUAGGGAAGUGGGGGGGGGAUGAUACAGACACUAGACCGUCACCAAAUGAAAUUUAUAGCCAGUAUCUGAAUCUUAAAAAUUGAAAUGACAAAUCUUUCCACUUCCCUCUCUGGCAUCUACUCCUCUUAAUGAUAAAAAUUGUGGUCUCGGUUAGGAUGAAAUGAGUGCUGGGAAUGGCAAGAAAAGUUGGAAUAAUGUUGAUUGUGAGAGAGUAUUAUGGUGUCCCAAGGACAAAAUGGCUAAGGAUAGAAAUUAAUUCCAGUUGGGAGAGUACAGAGGAGUAUUUUAAUGCAAGGACUGUAUUAAGAAUAGGAUGACAUUGCUAUUCAGAUAUUCUUGUUUUGUAUUUUAAUCUUUGACCAAAAAAAAAUCUAUUGCUUGUUCAAAUGCAAACACAAACUUUGACCAUAAAAUAGUUGAUAUUGUAUGAAAAGUAA
Messenger RNA from Rhincodon typus (whale shark), 1186 nucleotides. It is a transcript of the gene perp, whose product is annotated as p53 apoptosis effector related to pmp22. The coding region runs from base 16 to 498 and encodes 160 amino acids. The record is from RefSeq and is a predicted model, not a curated record. Gene Ontology annotation, biological process: cell-cell adhesion. The transcript has 2 exons. NCBI's taxonomy places the organism in Eukaryota, Metazoa, Chordata, Chondrichthyes, Orectolobiformes, Rhincodontidae. Gene Ontology annotation, cellular component: membrane; cell-cell junction.